Molecule: messenger RNA, 639 nt
Organism: Angiostrongylus costaricensis
Lineage: Eukaryota; Metazoa; Nematoda; Chromadorea; Rhabditida; Metastrongylidae
Source: the annotation of a GenBank genome assembly
AUGACAGUUAUGUUCAUGGAUCUUCAUGUCAAUUUACCUGAACUGUUUCAGUGCUUUGCGUCCGGAGUAUGCGGUGGAUUGGGAAUGGGGCCGUGUAUGAGUCCAAUACCUCCGGUGCCACCACCAUGCGCCGGAUGUGGUGCCGGCUACACAUGUGGCGCGUACGGAUGCUAUCGCACACGAGCACGAGUCCAUGGUGCUGGUACUGUGAGCGAAGGACCAGUACUAACGGGUGGCGAUCGAUUCUCAAGGAUUCACCAACAGGAGGCAUCAAAAGACCCCAACGUUCUUUUCAUGCAAUGUUGUCAGCAACGUGGCUUACCGGAUGCUUGCCUCCGUCACUGUACUUACAACACAUUUACGAAGGAAUCCUUGACUCGGAUGUAUUUCAAGCGUGAUGCUUGUCCAGUGCAAGCUUCGGCUGAAAUCCAAUUCUGCGCUGCUCAGGGCCGAGAUCAUCGCGAUUGCUGCCGUAGAAACGGGGUUACUACAACGCUUGCAGGUCCGAAGUGUCUGACAUUUUGUGAUCAGAGACCCGGAAAUGUUACGAUGCUCGACAUGUCGUAUAUCCCAUGCUAUGAUCGCUUCGAGAAUAUGAAGGCUUGCUUUUGGCAUGAUACAGUAUAUCGACUUAAGUAA